AACGUAGUUUAUUUGCAGCCUGAAGUGCGACUGGUCCGCUGUCAUUGCGCUCAAAAUGUCGUACUCUCUGCUGUUGUUGGCGUCGAUAAUCCUGGUCUGCAGGGCUGCCGUGUGUCCUUGUGAGAGCCCCGAGCUCUGUCAACAGAUCUGGGAGGAGAGAGACUUUGAGGUGUUUGUGUUCGACGUGGGUGGAAAGGCAUGGAAGUCCUACAACUGGAGCAUGGUGACGACAGUGGCGACAUUUGGAAAAUAUGAUGCUGAGCUCAUGUGUUACGCUCACUCCAAAGGAGCACGGGUUGUACUUAAAGGUGAUGUUCACCUCCCCUACAUUUUGGACCAAUAUAACAGGACGGAGUGGAUAACAGAGAAGGUCAACUUGGCUAAGAGUCAAUUUAUGGAUGGGAUCAACAUCGACAUCGAACAAGCAGUGGAGGAGGGCUCACCGGAGUACCAUGCUUUGACGGACCUGGUCAAAGAGACCACUGAGGCCUUCCACAACGCGAUCCUAGGCUCCCAGGUCUCAUUUGACGUCGCCUGGUCACCAAAUUGUAUCGACAAGCGCUGCUACGAUUACGUUACCAUCGCCGAAUCCUGUGACCUGCUGUUUGUGAUGUCCUAUGAUGAGCAGAGCCAGAUCAUGGGGAACUGUAUUGCAAUGGCAAAUGCCCCCCUCUCUCAAACAUUGAACGGUUAUGACCAGUUUUUGAGUCUUAAGAUCGAUCGAAAGAAGCUAGUGAUGGGAGUGCCAUGGUACGGCUAUGACUACCCAUGCCUUAACUUUUCCCAGGAGGGAGUCUGUUUUAUAGUCGAAGUUCCUUUCCGUGGAGCCCCCUGUAGUGAUGCAGCCGGAACACAGAAAACAUACAAGUGGAUCAUGAAGCAGGUCAACAACUCAUUUUCCGGCAGGCUCUGGGACGACAAGCAGCAAGCUCCUUACUUCAAUUACAAGGACCAGAAAGGACAGAUUCAUCAGGUUUGGUACGAUGACCCACAGAGCAUCUGUCCCAAGGCGGAGUCGAUUAAAUCUAAAGGUUUGAGGGGCAUUGGCAUGUGGAAUGGCAACAUCUUGGACUACAGUGAUGACCCCGUUGCCAAGCAGCAGACUGCAGCGAUGUGGAAUGCACUCUUAGGAUGCUAGCUGGGAUACACUUGACAAUGCUGCAGAAUUUUACAUCACCCCUGUUUGUUGCUAAGUCAAUAUAUCCCUUUGUAGCAGUAAUGGGGUGUGGCUUUUUUCUGUCCGGGAGGUGCAUACUUGCACUUCUGAAUUUAUUGUGGCUUUUAUUGCUGUUGUCGUUGAAUGUAGUUACGUCUCAGACAUUCCUCUGUGCAAACUGAAAAAACAAAAAAAAACAAUCUUAUUAAUGUAAAACAGAGAGUAUUUUUGAUUGACCACUACUGAGCUUACUGAAAUCUGUGCACUUUAAUGCUUUUAAUGAAUAAAAUAUUUUUUAAUUUGUAAGUUAUUGAAGUUAAAUAACCAGUUAAUCAUUUUACUUCGGGCUUUCUUCUUAACUAGCUAACAGCACCUGAUAAAUUCAGAAAGUCAUCAGUAUCAACAUUGCAGAUAAAUCAGAUCACAUCAAAAAUCAUGUAAUACAGAAUAUAUAUCGUCAUAGAAAAUGCAGAAAAAGCAAAAACACAGAAAUACAAAACUCAGCCACAUAAAAUCAUUCAAUAAAUGAACUGCUUACUAAGACUUUUGAUUACUUUUCUAUGACAUGCAAU
This is a messenger RNA of Anoplopoma fimbria (sablefish), 1728 nucleotides long. It is a transcript of the gene ctbs, whose product is annotated as chitobiase, di-N-acetyl-. Gene Ontology annotation, cellular component: extracellular region. Lineage: Eukaryota; Metazoa; Chordata; Actinopteri; Perciformes; Anoplopomatidae. Gene Ontology annotation, biological process: chitin catabolic process; carbohydrate metabolic process. Gene Ontology annotation, molecular function: chitin binding; chitinase activity. The transcript is spliced from 7 exons. The record is from RefSeq and is a predicted model, not a curated record. The coding region runs from base 56 to 1138 and encodes 360 amino acids.